ACCGAGAGAGAGAGAGAGAGAGAGAGAGAAACCGUCUUGAGUGAAGGUCAAAUCCAACAGACACAAGAGAACAUCGACGCCGAUUUCUCGCCGGUUUUAUCUCCGAUUCUGUGCGUGCGCGUGUUUUAAAUGCUCUAUUUGAUCGCCUGUUUCCCGCGAGAGUGGUCGGCGGCGGCGGAGGAGGAGGAGGAGGAGGGAGGCGGUGGCGGAGCACUCAUUGUUGCCGGUAACAUCCCGGUGGUCGGCGAAACCUCUAGAGGUCUCUGAUUAUGAAGAAAACCCAAGCAAGCAGCAAGACCAAGACCAGCACGAAUGGCUUCAUCCCCAAUUCUCUGAGGUUCAUUUCCUCCUGUAUCAAGACCGUCUCCUCCAACGUCCGCUCGGCUGGAGCUUCCGUUGCGGGCUCGAUCUCCGGCGACCCCGAUGAUCACCACAAGGACCAGGUGUUGUGGGCUUCAUUUGACAAACUAGAGCUUGGCCCAUCCUCCACCAAGCACAUUCUCUUAAUUGGUUACUCCAAUGGCUUUCAAGUCCUUGAUGUUGAAGAUGCUUCUAAUUUCAGUGAAUUAGUUUCCAGGCGUGAUGAUCCAGUCACAUUUUUACAAAUCCAACCAAUCCCUGUGAAGUCCAAAGGCCAUGAAGGAUUUAGAGCUUCACAUCCCUUGCUGCUGGUAGUUGCAUGUGAUGAAACAAGAAGCUCGGGUCCCAUGCAAAAUGGGGGGGAUGUUUUGGUCAGAGAUGGUUAUAUUGAACCCCAAACAGGGAACCUUCUCAACUCUCCAACAGCAGUUCGGUUUUAUUCAUUAAGGUCUCACAACUAUGUUCAUGUUCUGAGAUUUCGAUCUACUGUCUAUAUGGUUAGAUGCAGUCCACGAGUAGUGGCUGUGGGUCUUGCAGCACAAAUAUAUUGCUUUGAUGCGGUUACUCUUGAGAGUAAAUUUAGUGUUCUUACUUAUCCUGUUCCUCAGUUGGGAGUCCCCGGACUGGUUGGAGUUAACAUUGGCUAUGGCCCAAUGUCUGUGGGUCCCAGAUGGUUAGCUUAUGCAUCUAAUAACCCCUUGUCAUCAAAUGCCGGACGUCUAAGUCCCCAAAGUCUUAGCCCUUCUCCAGGUGUUAGCCCUUCUACUUCACCUGGUAGCGGAAGCCUGAUGGCUCGGUAUGCAAUGGAAUCAAGUAAGCACUUAGCUGCUGGAUUAAUGAAUCUGGGUGACAAGGGAUACAAAACUUUGACCAAAUAUUAUCACGAGAUGCGUCCUGAUGGUUCUAGCUCUCCCGUUUCAUCAAAUUCAGGAUGGAAAGUUAGCAGAACUGCAACACAGUCAACAGAAACUGAAACUGCUGGGACGGUUGUUGUGAGAGAUUUUGUGUCUAAAGCUGUUGUAUCACAAUUUAGGGCUCAUACUAGUCCAAUAUCUGCUCUAUGCUUUGAUCCAAGUGGGACUCUUCUGGUUACUGCCUCUAUCUAUGGAAACAAUAUAAAUAUCUUCAGGAUUAUGCUGUCCCAAAAUGCAUCAGGAACUUACGAUUGGAGUUCUUCUCAUGUGCACCUUUACAAGCUCCAUCGUGGCAUGACUUCAGCUGUGAUUCAAGACAUUUGUUUUAGUCAAUAUAGCCAGUGGGUAGCAAUUGUUUCAUCCAGGGGGACUUGCCAUAUAUUUGUUUUAUCCCCUUUUGGUGGUGAGACUGGUCUGCAGGUAAUACCCAAUUCCCAUGCUGAUGGCCCUAGCCUCAUACCUGUCCUAUCCCAACCAUGGUGGUCUGCUUCAUCUCUCAUGAUAAGUCAGCAGUCCUGCCCUCCACCUCCACCACCUAUCAAUCUCUCAGUUGUUAGUAGGAUAAGACUUGGUAACUCUGGGUGGCUCAAUACAGUCAGCAGUGCUGCAUCUUCUGCAGCAGGAAGGGUCUCAGUGCCUUCUGGUGUUGCUGCCAUUUUUCACAAUUCUGUACAUCAUCGCGCACAACCUGCUCCCCCAAAUGUCAAUCCUUUGGAGCACCUAUUGGUCUAUUCCCCUACUGGCAAUGUAAUUCAGUAUGAACUUCUUCCUUCAAUAGGGGGAGAGCAAGGUGAAUCUUCUUCAAGAACUGGGGCAGGUUCAUUGGUGCAGAUGCAAGACGAUGAGCUACGUGUAAAAUCUGAAACUGUUCAAUGGUGGGAUGUCUGCCGAAGAGUAGAUUGGCUUGAAAGAGAGGAAUGCAUUUAUGGGAUUACUCCUGGUGGGCAAGAUUCUACUGGGAUGGUCCUGGAUGCUUUUAAUUAUGAAGAUAAUGGUACUGGUGAAAAGGAUAUUGUAAAGCCACAUGAACAUUCUCAUUUGUAUCUCUCUAAUGCGGAGGUGCAGAUACGGUCUGGGAGAAUGUCAAUUUGGCAGAAGUCUAAGAUAUGUUUUUUCAGGAUGAGUCUUCACAGGGAUGUGGAGCAGAAUAUAAUUAAAGAUCAUAUCAGUGGAGAGAUUGAGAUUGAAAAGGUUCCUGUUCAUGAGGUUGAGAUAAAGCGGAAGGAUUUGCUUCCUGUUUUUGACCGCUUCCAGAGGAUUCAGUCAGACUGGAGUGAUGAUAGGGGCCUGUCUGGUGGGAGGUAUUCGACUUUACCUUCUACUUCACAAAGUGUUAAAGGGAAGCUUUCAGGUGAACUUACAGUUUCCCAUACUAAGCUGGUCUCUCCUAACUCUUUUGAAAAUUCAGGGUUGUUAGAUAUACCCGCAGCAGUAAAUAGCUUAGAUCAAGUGGACGGUUUGAGGUCUUAUCCUCAACUUGUCUUAACUGCAAAUGAGAAUGAAGGGUUAAAAGGACAAAAUGAUAUGUCAUCGUCUCCUCCAGUGAAUCAAAGGUCUUUCAAACAAGCUGAUUUAUCAAAGUCUCAUGAGCAAUCUGCAACUAGCAUGCCUUCUUUUGAAGAAAGCUAUGCCAUAAAUGCUCCUUUGCCAAACACUGGUGCACUUUCUACUGAAGGAACUAUAGCCAGAGAGGUUCAGUCUUCAAGUAGUGUUGUGACCAGUGAAGUUUCAAACGCCAGUUCAAACCGGUCUGAUUUGAGUAUGAAUAUUAUUGAUGAGGGGCUAGUGCAUGAAGAUAUGCAUGACCCACUAGAGUUUGGGCAAUAUUUUGAAGAGGGAUAUUGUAACCCAUCAGCUCAUGAUGAAUGUCCAGAAUUAACAGGAGUUGUUACUGAUGUUGACAGCACUAAUAGUCCUUGUGAUAAGGAUAAAUCUGAGGAAGAUGGGGACAAUGAUGGCAUGCUUGGAGGUGUAUUUGCCUUUUCAGAAGAAGGGUGCUGCAACACAUUUUGGCUGAGAGCAGCUCUUGACACAAUUAUUUACAAAACAUAUUUCUAUUUACAUGCCGAAUGAUUAAUAGCUGGCUGAGCAACUGAGCAAAUGAAGGAUCCUGUACAUGUACCCAACAGAAGUGCAGAAUUAUAUAAUUUUUUCUUGUUUUCUUGUCUAUUUUUUCUUUGGGUAUUGUUACUUGAAUGCUAAAUUGCAUGAGUGAAAGUGACUAAAGGCUCGUGCCUUUGAUCCUUAAGGCUGCCGCUGUUCAUUGUAUGGGAUUAGAGAGGAUAAAUAAUCUGUCGGGCAUUAAACUGGAAAACCGUGAAUUUCUCUGAGAAUUUUGUUAGUGUUUGUUUGGUUAGCAAGAGGUCCACAGUGUGGAAAAUUGGGCCACCCUUGUGUGCCAGUGCCAAGUCUUAUCCUCUGUGAUGCCUAUUCAUGGUUGACUAAUAGUGAUCUCAGGCACUAGUUAAUCUCCCAUGAUGGGGUUUUACUGGCCUGCUUCGCAUAGUUGGUCCAAACGUGUACGAUUUAAUUUUCUAAGCUUAGUUGCAAAAAGGAAAGUUAAUCACAAGUAGUGAUUUGUUGUUAGAAAUCUCUUUAUUUCUU
Molecule: messenger RNA, 3878 nt
Organism: Diospyros lotus (date-plum)
Lineage: Eukaryota; Viridiplantae; Streptophyta; Magnoliopsida; Ericales; Ebenaceae
Product: autophagy-related protein 18h
Exons: 9
Coding region: 270-3347 (1025 amino acids)
Biological process (GO): autophagy; response to starvation
Cellular component (GO): cytoplasm
Molecular function (GO): protein binding
Source: RefSeq, a predicted model, not a curated record